AUGACUGCAGUUAAGGAGAAAGAUUUGCAAAUUUUAUCUGAUGUGUCCUUCUGGGAGAUACCGGUUCCAGAUCAUUUUUGGGUAGAAAUUGUGAAAAGAGGAAGUGCUUCUUUCCAGAACCAAGAUGGUCCUUUUAGUGUCACCAAAAGGCCGGAUGAAAAAGCUGCAUCAAAGGGAGAAGUGCGCCAACUUUCAAAAGUGUGGUUUUACAAGGUCAUGCCAAACAGAGAGAAAAUUCUGAGGACAUGGAUGGUUUACUCACCUGUCAGCGGUAAUUUAUAUUGCUUUUGUUGCCGACUCUUUACUAGCUGUACUACAGAUACAACAUCCAAAUGUGUCACUGGGUUUCAGACGUGGUAACUGAGGCCAAAGGUAUAUAAUCACAAGACAUCUGAAGAGCACUUAUACUGUCUGGAAAAGUGGAAAACUUUGGCAGAAGGACUGAGGCUGGAUGAAAUCAUUGAUGCCCAAACUCUUUCUAGGAUGGAGACUGAGAAGAAAAAGUGGAGGGACAUUUUGCACAGAUUGCUGGAUAUUACAUUGUUUCUUGUCAAGCAGAAUCUGGCAUUUCGUGGUCACAAGGAAGAUGAGUCUUCUUUGAAUAAAGGGAACUUUCUUGAGAUGGUUGAGAUGCUUUCCAAGUAUGAUCCGGCACUGAAGGAACACCUAAUUAGGUUAAAGUGGCACACCUGUAAACUUAACCUGUCUGUCUCCUAUCUGUCUCCACAAACUCAGAAUGAGUUUAUAAGUGUCCUGGCAAAUCAUGUGACGGUGAAGAUUGUAACAGACAUAAAGUCUGCAAAGUACUUUGGCAUCAUGCUUGACAGCACGCCUGACGUAUCGCAUACUGAUCAGAUGUCUGAAGUGAUCAGAUAUGUACACAUCGCCAACAGGAAAGUUGAGGUAAAAUAUUUUUUUUUAGGAUUUUUCCCUUUAAAGGGGAAAAAAGCUGCUGACCUCAGUUCUGACAUUCUUCAAAAAUUAGAAAGUUAUGGACUCGACAUAAUGAUGUGCCGCUCUCAGGGUUAUGAUAAUGCUGCUACUACGGCUGGAAUCCAUGGAGGUGUACAAUCCAUUCUGAAGGGGAAAAACAGGAAGGCUAUUUUUAAUGGAUGUAUGGACCAUUCCCUUAACUUGUGUGGUCAGCACUCUUUUGCUCAAAAGUCAUCUUGCGUGACCUUUUUUGGAACUCUGCAGACAAUGUUUUCUUUUUUUGUUGCUUCCACCCAUCGAUGGGAUAUGUUAAUUGACCAUGCUGGAGUGUCAGUAAGAAGACUAUCCACAACACGCUGGAGUGCUCAUUAUGCUGCAGUUAAAAGCCAGUAA
Bufo gargarizans (Asiatic toad) is the source of this 1326-nucleotide messenger RNA. RefSeq names its product zinc finger MYM-type protein 1-like. NCBI's taxonomy places the organism in Eukaryota, Metazoa, Chordata, Amphibia, Anura, Bufonidae. The record is from RefSeq and is a predicted model, not a curated record.